Messenger RNA from Penicillium macrosclerotiorum, 2034 nucleotides. Its product is annotated as amine oxidase. NCBI's taxonomy places the organism in Eukaryota, Fungi, Ascomycota, Eurotiomycetes, Eurotiales, Aspergillaceae. The record is from RefSeq and is a predicted model, not a curated record. Bases 1 to 2034 code for a protein of 677 amino acids. The transcript is spliced from 3 exons. Gene Ontology annotation, biological process: amine metabolic process. Gene Ontology annotation, molecular function: quinone binding; primary methylamine oxidase activity; copper ion binding.
AUGUCGGCUCUUCACCCUUUCGAUCCCCUCACCCCGAGAGAAAUCACCAAGGCCGCGCAGAUAACACGAGCAACAUUCGAUGGGGAGUUUCUCAAUUUUCGAGUUAUAACCCUCCAAGAGCCGGCAAAGCGGGAAAUGGUUUUGUUUCUUGAUAGAGAGCACAGUGGACAGACCCAGUCCUCUCGCCCUGCCCGAACGGCGCGCGUUCAAGUGACCGCCCGAGGCAAGUCAGGACCAAGCAAGCUAAUUGAGUUAUUGGUGAAUCUCGAUGCAGAAUCUGUCAUCGAGAAACAGCAUCUUGUAGGAAAGCACCCCUACAUCGAUUCUGCUUAUAUGCAGGCCGCCGAGAAAGCAUGUAGAGCGGACCCAAGAGUCCAGGCUGAGAUCGAGAAGCUGAAAUUACCGGAUGGGGCCUCAGUUAUGAUUGAACCAUGGGCAUAUGCCACAGAUGGGAUGAAGGAUAUGUCCGAAAGGACUACCAUGUGUUGGUUUUAUAUGCGCCUUCUGGAUCAUCCCGACGCCAACUACUAUGCAUAUCCGCUAGAUCUAUGUGCGGAAGUGUCCGAGCAGCUGAAGAUUAUCAAUGUUUAUCACUUGCCUUCCGCAGAGACGGAGCGGACCCGUGAUGAGGCUCGGCCAUACGAUCACAGCAAGGUGCAUCCAACUGAGAGGAGUGAAUACCAUCCUGAUUUGCGACCGCCGCCACGUACAACAACUAAGCCCUACCAGGUCGUGCAGCCCGAAGGGCCAUCUUUUAAAGUCGAUGAAAAUCGACUAAGCUGGGAGAAGUGGACUAUGCGUGUGGGAUUUAACUAUCGCGAGGGUCUAACCAUUCAUGAUAUCCGGUACGACGGCCGCAGUCUCUUCUACCGUCUGUCACUAUCGGAGAUGUUCGUGCCCUACGGCGAUCCACGGAUCCCAUAUCCUCGCAAAGGGGCCUUUGAUUUGGGCAAUGACGGGGCUGGUAUCAACGCAAAUAAUUUGCGUCUUGGGUGCGACUGUCUCGGGCUGAUCAAGUACUUCGACGGCUGGCACAACACCGCAUCAGGCGAGCCCCUGAAGCUCCCGAACGUGGUGUGCUGCCAUGAGCAAGACGAUGGGAUCCUAUGGAAACACACCAACCACCGGACCCAGAACGCCGUGGUGACGCGCUCGCGGAUCCUGGUGCUGCAGACCAUUAUCACGGUCAGCAACUACGAGUACAUCUUUGCCUUCCACUUCAGUCAGGACGCAUCCAUCCACUACGAAGUACGCGCCACGGGAAUCCUAUCAACCUGCCCUAUCAACUCAACCGAUAAUGUCGGCUACGGCACCAUCGUGGCGCCGGGCGUUCUCGCCCCCUACCACCAGCACCUCUUCUCGCUCCGAAUCGACCCCGCUAUUGACGGGCAGCGAAACUCCCUGCAAAUCGAAGAGUCCCACCCACUGCCAAUUGACGAUCCAACCGUCCACAAUCCCAUCAGAGUGGGGUACAGCACAAAGGCCUCGAUCGUGUCGGCCGAGGGCGGGCUGGACCUCGACGUCGCCACGAACCGAACGUUCAAGAUCAUUAACGAGAACCAGAUCAACCCGAUCACAGGCACUCCGGUCGGUUUCAAGCUGCUCCCGUGCUACAGCCAGCUGUUGUUGGCGCACCCGCAGUCGUACCACGCGCGGAGGUCCGAAUUUGGCGGGCACGCCGUCUGGGUCACGCGGUACCAGGAUGACGAGGUGUUCGCCGCGGGGCGGCAUACGAUGCAGUCGGCUGGCGGGGAGGGUAUCGAGUCGGCGAUUGCACAGCGUGCGGGGGACCCGGCGGGGUCGUCAGUACGCAAUGAGGAUAUCGUGGUUUGGCAUACGUUCGGGUCGACGCAUAACCCGCGCAUUGAAGACUGGCCCGUCAUGCCGUCGGAAAAGAUGGUGGUCGGGUUGAAACCGGUCAAUUUCUUCACGGGCAAUCCUGGUCUAGACGUGGCGGUGUCGACGCAGGAGAAAAACCGGAGUGUACUGGUGGAGGAGUCGCCGUCCAAGUCGGGUGUGUGCUCGCGGCUGUAG